AUGAAGAAGCGGGAGAAGGAGGACGAAGAAGGACUUCUCAACAGAAAGUCCCUUUCGGCAGGAUCCUCGUCAGUGUUAAUAGGAGGUGAGAGCUUCGCAGAAUUUGAAAAUUUCAAUUGAAUAAUUCAGAACACGAUUCCGAUUCGGAAGACGUCACCACAUUCGCAGACACGCCGUUCUCCCCAUGGCCGCACGUCUUCAACCUCGCCAACUGCAUCAUCGGCGUCUCCGUUCUGGCGAUGCCCUACGUCUUCCAGCAGUGCGGAAUCCUGCUCGCCGCCGUCAUGAUCGCGAUUUGCGCGGUGCUCACAAAGCUCACCUGCCAUUUUUUGGCGCAGGCGGCCUUCAACACGCGGACAAUGUCCUACGAGAGUCUCGCAAUGGCGACGUUAGGCCCUUCCGGACGGCGAUUCGUCGAGUUCUGUCUUCUGGUAUUCCUCGUCUCCUCGAUCGUCGCAUUCAUCGUAGUCAUCGGAGACAUUGGACCGCAUCUAGUGGCCGAAUUUCUGCAGCUCGAGGCUCCGACCCAACGACUGAGGAUACUCGUCAUGGUCGUCGUCGUCGUGUUCAUAGUGCUCCCGCUCUCGUUUAUUGAUGAUCUCAAGAAGUUCUCGAUCAUCAGCUCGCUCGCGUGCCUUUUCUAUUUCGUAUUCGUCGGACGGAUGAUGAUCGAAUCGCUGCCGACGAUCUAUCAGGGCGAGUGGAGUAUCCACGUGGUCUGGUGGCGACCGCAGGGAUUCCUCACGUGUCUUCCGAUCGUCUGUAUGGCAAUGUGUUGUCAGACGCAACUGUUCCCCGUCAUUUCGUGCAUUAAAGACGCGACGACGGAUCGCGUCGACUACGUCGUCUCGCAGUCGAUCAACAUUUGUGCGGGCAUGUACGCCGCCGUCGGCGUCUUCGGCUACGUGGCAUUCUACUCGCACGAACUUCAUGGAGACGUGCUCGUGCAGUUCCCGCCGACAGUCGUGACGCAGUCGAUGAAGCUCGCCUUCCUGCUCUCCAUCGCCGUCUCGAUUCCACUGAUGAUGUUCCCCGCAAGGACGGCACUCUUCUGCUUGAUUCUCAGAGAUGUGCACAAAGAAUUGUAUUUGCUUAACUUUUAAACAACAAUUUUUCAGAAGGACAGUGUCGCACAUACCGUCGACUUGGAGAAGUUCACCUUCCACAUUCUCACCGCCAUCAUCCUCAUCGUCAACACAGUUCUGGCGAUUCUGACGCCGAACGUCGAGUUCAUUCUCGGUCUGACCGGCGCGUUCAUCGGAAGCCUCGUCUCCACAAUCCUCCCCUCCACCAUCUACAUCGCCAAUCAAGCGAACGAGACUCAGAACCGAGCCAGAAAGGUCGGAGCAACCACGUCGACCGCGCGAUUGUGUCUGAUCAUCGGAUUGUUCAUUCUGGUGGCCAGCACGUGCGCGAUUCUGAUGGCCGAAAAGAAGACGUCGGUUGUGGAGCGACCGAAGGCCAAGGACGAUUCCGGAGAGGACGAGCCGGUGCUGAAGUCGUUGGAGAGUCUCGAAGAGAAGGUGUUGGAUGCGAAUCUGAACAUUUCUGCGGUAAAAAAGUUCGCAACGACUCUUUUUUCAAUCGCUUUUUGUAGAAACUGGAUGAUAUAUCAGAGUUGGCGGCAAAAGGAAACGACACGGAAGCAGUGAGGAUGCUGGUGGAGAUGAAGGAACAGCAGAAGAUUCAGCAACAGUUGAUAGAGCGGCAAGAGCAGAUUAUGGCUCAAUUGAACAAGAAAACAGAGUCAUUAGGUAUUGAAGUUGUCGAAAAUUCAAAAGUUAUUAGGUAAGUUCUAAUUUCAGCAAAUUCGACGGUAGAAGAAACUGCUCCAGCAGCCACUCCAGAAGCCGUUCCAGUUGCAGCUGCCUAG
This is a messenger RNA of Caenorhabditis sp. 36 PRJEB53466, 1873 nucleotides long. NCBI's taxonomy places the organism in Eukaryota, Metazoa, Nematoda, Chromadorea, Rhabditida, Rhabditidae. The record is from the annotation of a GenBank genome assembly.